AACUGCUGUCAAAAAAGCUGUUCAAACUGAUCCCAACAGUUUACAUACCUUUGCUAAUGUAUUGUGUACAAUCAGUACUAAUGUAUCACUAGGACAGACUAUACUUGAUGAUAUUAGUAAGUAUUUUCCUACUCCUGAAGUGAGUGUAGUUCCUGAGACUAUUAAAGAUCAUGAUGUAGUUCCACAAGACACGUCUCCUUCUGAUGGAGCAGUUGCUAGUAAUUUAUUGUCACAACCUUUAUCACCUCAAGAUUUGACAAAUGUUCAAGACAAAGACAUGAAGCAUAUUAUAGCAACCACACAAUUAGCUCUUGAAGAUGAUGAACAGGACACUGGAGUGCCUUACACUCUAGAAAAUUACUCGUAUAAGUACUUUAGAGUGCCAAAGUCUAAAACUCUUUCCGGCCCCAUUCAAGGCACUCUGAGAAAGAAUUUAGCAGAGACAGAGAUAUGGGCCCAUGUGACGGAGCCAAUCAAGAAAGCAUUGCUCAAGAAGUUUAAGCAAUCUGAGGACCUUCAUCAAAAGGCUUGUGCUUCAUUCCUUGCUAUCUUAAAGUAUAUGGGAGAUUAUCCUUCCAUGAAACAAAGGCUUAGCACAGAAUUGACUGACCAAGUUUUUGAGCAUGUUCUAUCUCAUGAAGUAUUAAGGGAUGAAGUUUACUGUCAACUUUUGAAACAAUUGACGUUCAACAAAUUAAGAGCUAGUGAAGAGAGAGGUUGGGAGCUCCUCUGGCUGGCCACUGGUCUGUUCCCAUGCAGUCAAGUUCUUCAUAAAGAGGUCAUACAGUUCUUGAGGUCACGUAUCAAACAAUGGCCGAUUGCCGCUGAAAUUCAACAACGAUUAUACAAAUCCGCUCAAUCUGGUGCUAGACGAUAUCCACCCCAUUUGGUUGAAGUUGAUGCAAUUCAAAACAAGACAGCACAAAUAUUCCAUAAAGUGUUCUUCCCUGAUGACUCAUGCGAGGUUUUUGAAAUUGAUUCAAGCACAAGGUCAUGGGAUUUAUGUGCAACAAUAGUAGAGAGACUUGGUCUAAAGUUCAAAGAAGGUUUCAGUUUAUUCGUAAAGAUUGGAGACAAGGUUAUCAGUGUACCUGGGGCUGACUUCUUUUUUGAUUUCGUGCGUCAUUUGACCGAAUGGUUGAAGAGAGCUAAAAGCAAAGAUGCUAAUUCUAAUCUCAGUUACAAAAUUUUCUUUAUGAAGAAACUGUUUGUAAACAUAACCAUAGGCAAAGACAGAAAGUCAGAUGUGGUAUUUCACUAUCACCAGGAGCUCCCUAAGUAUCUGAGAGGUUAUCACAAGUGUACUCGAGAUGAUGCAGCUCUUCUUGGUUCUUAUAUUUAUCGUGUUAAGUUUGGGGACACUAGGUCCCACUUUGGAGAAAUACCUCAAAUGUUGCGUGAGCUGAUACCCCAUGACAUGCUAAGGGAAUUCCAUCCAGAGGACUGGAAAAGAGCCAUUGCUGCUAAUUUCAGUCGUCAUGAUGCCAAAUCUUCAGAAGAGGCAAAGAUAAGUUUCCUCAAGUACGUGAACAGGUGGGAAACUUUUGGAUCCACAUUCUUUGAAGUCAGGCAAACAACAGAGCCUCAUCUGCCUGAAAUCUUACUCAUUGGUCUUAAUAAAAAUGGUGUCAUGUUGAUAGACCCAGCAAAUAAAGAUAUACUGGCCACUCAUCCGUUCACUAUGAUCACUAAUUGGAGCUGUGGGUCUAACUAUUUCCACAUGACUAUAGGAAACCCAAUCAAAGGCAGUAAACUGCUCUGUGAAACAUCUCUGGGUUACAAAAUGGAUGAUCUGUUGAACUCAUACAUAUCUCUUAUACUUGGUGACAUUAAAGAGAAGAAUCCAGAAACUGUGGGAGGAGCUGACAGCAGAUGCUAAAAGGGAUACUUUUUAUAAUAGAGAACAAAGACAUCACUUAAAAUUAUUAUUAUAUUUUAUUAUUAGGAGUUUA
Molecule: messenger RNA, 1952 nt
Organism: Amphimedon queenslandica
Lineage: Eukaryota; Metazoa; Porifera; Demospongiae; Haplosclerida; Niphatidae
Product: unconventional myosin-VIIa-like
Exons: 16
Coding region: 278-1879 (533 amino acids)
Cellular component (GO): cytoskeleton
Source: RefSeq, a predicted model, not a curated record